GGCGAAAGGUCUUCUUCCUGUCAACUCCACACGUGUGUAGGUCAACAACACACUGUAAUCCUCGCUUUUUCAGAUUAUAAUGGAAUUAAGUCAGCAAGUACCGCGCAAAAGUUUUAUAUGUUCAUUCCCUGACUGUCAUGCAUCGUACAACAAAGCAUGGAAACUAGAUGCUCAUAUUUGCAAGCACACGGGGCUGAAACCAUUUGUGUGUGAACAUGACGGCUGUGACAAGUCAUUCUGCGACAAGUACCACCUAGCUCGGCACCAGCUGAGCCACAGUGGAGAGAGACCCUUUAGAUGUACAGUAGAUGGAUGCACAGAGGCCUUCACCGCAAAUUACAAUUUGAAGAAGCAUGUUAAUCGCAAACACAACCAUGAUGAGGAGAAACUGUAUGAAUAUGUGUGUAGCUUUGAGGGAUGUGGGAAAGCGUUCAGGAAGAACAAUCAGCUCAAGUCACAUGAGUGCCAGCAGCACACCAAACUACCUCCCUUUCAGCUUUAUAGAUGUACCUUUGAGGGCUGUGAGAAACGAUUCACUUUCCCCAAUAAACUACGUCUUCACGAGAAGGUGCACAGAGGCUAUCCCUGUGAAGAAGAUGGCUGUUCUUUCAUUGGAAAGACAUGGACUGAGUAUACUAAGCAUAGGAGAGACCUACACAGAGCACUUUUUCAGUGUAAUGAGUGUAGCAAGGUGUUUCGCGACACCUGGUUCCUGAAGCAGCACCAGCGUGUACACGCAGAGGAGCGCCAGGUGUUUAUCUGUCCCAGGGAGGGGUGCCAGAGGUCCUUCACCACGCCAUUCAACCUGCAAAGCCACAUCGGCUCUUUCCAUGAGGAGCUACGGCCUUACACCUGCCCCCAUGAAGGCUGUGGAAAGACAUUUGCCAUGAAGCAAAGCUUACAACGCCACAGUGUUGCCCACGAUCCAGAACGGAAGAAACAGAAGAAACCCCAUUCCAAGCGAUCCCUGGUUUCCAGACUGAGUGGUUACAAGCCCAAGAAUAACCAUUGUGCAAAGCCCCAUGUAGCUUUGCAAUCAGAAUCCAUUGUAAAGGGUCAGUCAGAGCAAACGAACACUGUUGGAUCAGAGCCUAUUGCCCUUCUUCAAGAGACAGUCUUUUGCAACUCGGGUUAAGAAAUCAAACAA
This is a messenger RNA of Coregonus clupeaformis (lake whitefish), 1147 nucleotides long. It is a transcript of the gene gtf3aa, whose product is annotated as general transcription factor IIIAa. Bases 80 to 1135 code for a protein of 351 amino acids. The transcript has 9 exons. NCBI's taxonomy places the organism in Eukaryota, Metazoa, Chordata, Actinopteri, Salmoniformes, Salmonidae. Gene Ontology annotation, cellular component: nucleus. The record is from RefSeq and is a predicted model, not a curated record.